Molecule: messenger RNA, 2037 nt
Organism: Ascochyta rabiei
Lineage: Eukaryota; Fungi; Ascomycota; Dothideomycetes; Pleosporales; Didymellaceae
Product: tRNA A64-2'-O-ribosylphosphate transferase
Exons: 2
Coding region: 1-2037 (678 amino acids)
Biological process (GO): charged-tRNA amino acid modification
Cellular component (GO): cytoplasm
Molecular function (GO): tRNA adenosine(64)-2'-O-ribosylphosphate transferase activity
Source: RefSeq, a predicted model, not a curated record
AUGGCUCAACCGCUGCAGCAGGCAGACAUCAUCUUCCCACACCUGUCAAACACCCCAAACUUCUCCACUACCCUUUCUUCCCUCAAACGCUCCGCCCUGUCCAUUACCAACCGGCUCAAUUCCAUCACAAACGACAGCAAGUUUGUCACCCGCGUGGCCGCCUCGUAUGACUUGCCCCUCGUCGCCAACGAGCGCUGUGGCAGCUGGUACAUCCCUUUAGACCUGAAGACCGCAAGCGUGUACUUCAAGAGCACGGAUGGCCACAUGGGCGAGUGGGCGUUUAGUCUACGAAGGCUGAAUCUGCAGCUCCUGGACGUGGUCAGCCAGCACGGAGGCUGUGUGAUUGUGGAUUCGACGAGGAGGGGAAAGAGCAUGCCUGAUGCUCUCAGCAAGACAGUCCCGCUCUGGUGCUGCGUUAUCAAUAGGGCAGUUUUUAGGAACAGUGAGUAUGAGCUGGAUCUCUUCACGCCUCCGACGGCUGUGUCUGAAAGCGAGCACACACAGAUGGAGCGUAGAGUCAAUGGGUUCGUGCAGCAGUUUCUGGACAUCUGUAAGCCCGAUGUUCAAGCGCUUCAGUCCAAACUUAGAAAGCCUCUCCGUCCGAUGUGGGUGACACAGGCCUCGACACUUCCCCACACUGCGCCAGACUUCCCAGACUUCCAUCCGGUGAUUCUCUGUACUGCUUCUCGUCGCGUUCAAGGCGCUGAAGCGUCGGAAGGUGGCUACAUCCAGGGCGCUGCAGACGAUCACGAAGCAUGGUCCCAUGGGCUCACUCCGCCACUGUUCUGGACCAACAAGAACGAACUCGUCCAAACGAAUGAGGAAGAUCUUCCAGCAAAGAUUGCAGAGUUGGUCGGCCAGGAUCGUGGCACUGAUGCAGUCUCGACUCUGAUCAAACCGACACAUGGUUUUUAUGUGUCUUCGAGCCAGAAUGUCGACCUCACAUCAUUUGAUAUGGUAGUGAGCUGUACACCCGAGCCUCUGCCACACAAUAUUUUGAACGAUGCAGGAGUGGGAGCGUACUUGCACCUCGCCUGCCAGAACGGCAAACUGGGAUCGCGAGACCUACGCACCCAGCUGCCUGCCUUGCGCUCGCUCGCGUCGAUGAGCAACCUUGCAAGCAAACGAAUACUGGUCUGCUGCCCAACAGGUAAAGAUCUGUCCGUUGGGACAGCGCUCGCCUACUUGUGUUUGUACGUCAACGAAGAUGGCACGAUAGACUCGAGACAAGUCCGGAAUAUCGACAAGACACUAAUCAAGCAACGGCUUAGCUGGAUCACGACCAGCAACCCAGCACUCAAUCCGAGCCGCGCAACGCUGCAAAGCGUAAACAGCGUACUGAUGUCCAGCGAGACGUCCAAGUCACCUCUCCCUACCCUCAAAGACCCAUCAAGAUACGAUUCAAACUGGAACCUCCUCCCCCCAACACCCAGCAGCCGCCCCAGCAUUCCCAGCACCGCUACCACGCACCCCAUUCCCUCCCUCUUCAUCACCCUCGCAGCGCACACCUGGUCGUUCACCCGCACCCUCACUUCUGCGCGCCCCACACACCCCUCAGGGACCGUCACCGGCCACGCAUCCUUCACCGCGACACCGCAGCCAACCACGCUGCUGUACGCCGAAUCCGGCACCUUCACCACCACCACCGGACUGCAGCUCUCCGCGCGCAGAAAGUACGUGUACGAGCUCCUCACCCCAGACGAGGGGGGUGCGCCGCGCAUUGUAGUCAGGUUCUUCGACGACGCGGCGGGGCGCCAGGACGUAGGGCCGAGCGGCGAGGGUGUGGGCGGGUUGUUCGUCGAGAUGGGUGAUCUGAACGCGGAGGGUGAGAGUGAGGACGUACUGGUGGCGAAGAACAGGGACCAGCAUCUCUGCGGAGCCGAUCUCUACGCCGCUAGCUGGCGCUUCUCCGACGGCAUGGCAGGUCGCGAGGGGGAGCCUUGGUGGGAAGCGAGAUACGAUGUCAAGGGGCCCGGCAAGGACUAUGUCAGCACCACCCGGUACGUGCGUGGGGUUCCUGGAGUGGACCACGAGUAG